Camelina sativa (false flax) is the source of this 1077-nucleotide messenger RNA. The record is from RefSeq and is a predicted model, not a curated record. Lineage: Eukaryota; Viridiplantae; Streptophyta; Magnoliopsida; Brassicales; Brassicaceae.
AUGAAAACCUUAGUUGAUAAGUCUAUGGAGAUCACAUCCAAUAAAAGGAAACGAGUUGUGGCCGCACCACCAACUAAUAAGAGUUCAAGUGAGAGCAGCGUACAGAUCAUUAGUCAAAGAGCAUUUGAAGCUGCCGUUUACAAACUAUCGAAGAGUUUCGAAGUUGUUGCUUCUCCAACAUGUGUCAUUGCUUCACCACAAACAUAUUCUGAUCAAUUUGGUAGCAGCAUAGAGGUUAUAAGUCGUGAAGCAUUUGAAGCCUCUGUUUCCAAACACUCAAAAACAGAACAAUCUCCUGAUGAUUCUAUAUGGAUUCAUUGUCACUCUCUUGGCGAAGGUGCUCAUGGUUUUGUUUACUUAGCCAAGCAAAACACCGAUGUAGACACUGAUGGUUUGCCGUUAAAGAUGCAAAAUAACGAUGACAAAACUCGACCAAACGGAAGCGACUACAAUUUGAUUCUUGAAUACUGUUCCGGAGGAAGUAUUGCAGACUUUCUUAAAUUUCGAGGAAAGGGGAUGGUGGAAAACGAUGUUCAGCUAUUUUCUACAGAUAUCCUCAAAGGUAUCAGCUAUAUACACUCAAUGAAGAUUAUCCACUGUGAUAUUAAGCCAGGUAAUAUUUUACUUAAACCUCAAGUAACCCGUUCUAUGCCUAAUGGUUUUGAACCAAAGAUUGCCGAUUUUGGGUUAGCGUUAAGAAAAACUUCAGAUGAUUAUGGAGAUGGUAGUGGUCAUAAAAGAGGAACAUUAUUGUACAUGUCUCCUGAAGUUUUAAGAGAAGGUCUUUUGGAUAAUGCUGCUGAUAUCUGGUCAUUUGGAUGCAUUGUGUUAGAGAUGUUAACUGGGAAGAAGCCUUGGAGUGAAUUCCAGGUAUUAGACAGAAAGAAACUCGAAGAUGUCAUCGCCCAUAGCUCUUUUAAGCCGUGCAUACCUUCAUGGUUAUCUGAUGAUGCAAAGGAUUUUCUAAACAAAUGUUUGGAGAUAGAUCCCUUGCAAAGGUUUGACUCUACAGCUUUGUUGAAACACAAGUUUCUGUCGUCAUGCAAUGUUGAUGAUAAUGUUGUCAAAAAAGGCUGA